This is a messenger RNA of Caenorhabditis auriculariae, 5277 nucleotides long. The record is from the annotation of a GenBank genome assembly. Lineage: Eukaryota; Metazoa; Nematoda; Chromadorea; Rhabditida; Rhabditidae.
AUGGGUGAGCUUUCUGUCCCUCUUUUCCUCCGUAAAGUUUGGUGUGUCGUGUGCAUGCACUGCGUCGCUGCACUGCACUGCACUGCAAAAUAGGCAUUAACAUAGAUUGGAACGUGGCACAUUCUGCCUCCUUGGAUUCUUAUCAAGUCUCUUAAUUUUUUACAGCUCAUCUAAUAAGGGUUUCAGCAUGGUCUCUCGGUACGAAGGUUCCGCUCAUCGUCUACACAGCAAUCUUGUUUCUGGGAGUCGCAGCCGCCGGUCUGUUUCAACUUCUUUCGAAAAAACUUCAAUUUAUGAUUUUUUUUUUCUUUGCUAAAUUUUUUGCGAAAUCCCGUUACACUAGCUUUGUAGGGUUUCUUCGAAGGGUGUCGUUUAUUCCAAGGCUGUUCGGUGGCCCAUGUUGAUUUGGUUGUCGAAAUUGAAGAAACACGAAUUAAUUUUGCCUUUAAGCGUUCUCUCAGAAAAUCAAACGCCAAAAGAUUUUGUAAAAAAUUUCAUCUUCGUUCCUGAGAGCUCUUCUCGCUAUCAUAGAAAGUAAACAACCUCCUGAAUAUUUAGAACAAAUCCUAUUUUAAUAGGCUCAAAAGCUUAAAAGCUAACUUCACUUUCAGGCUUACUGUAGGAAAACACCGUGAAAACCAAAUCUUAGUGAAACAAAUUAGUCUGAACCAAUUCUAAAAGAAAAUAAUUUCUUAUCAGGGAUGACGGGGGUUUUGAUCUUGAGACGAGAUCUAAACAAAACAAAUUUUUAAAAAGGUCAAUUUUUAGAGGAAAAGCGUUUCGUUUUGUAUUUAGUUUAUCUUGAAAUGGCCUUUUUCCAGAUACAUGCUGCAAACGAUCUGUUCUGAGCUAUAGUACUGGUACUGCCGUUCCGCCGGAGUGCGAGAGAUUGAAAUGCUUCGAAGCGUCGAUUCAUAUCGAAAAGCCAGAUGUUCAAAGUUCAUCGCCGCUCAGCUUCAUCCCGACGACAACGAAAACUGGCACUCUGACUAUCAUCGACAACAAGGAUCUUGGGACUCUCACGCUCAAAAGUCUCGUGGAAGUUGUCCACAAAGGGCUGGGUCAGUUCUUAUUCAUAUCUUCAUUGGCUUAAAAUAACGUUUUUUUAAAUCCAUUUUUUCAUUUGAAUUCUCUUCUAACAUUCAACUUCUUCCUAGAGCCCUAAUAGCAAACAAUUUGAGUUUCGAAGAUAAAAAUCUUGUGUUUGAAGGACCAGCGAUAUAUUUGGAGGAUGCCCGUUUGGAUGAUUCAUCAUUCUUAAACUUCCAAACGAUCACCGUAGAUGACAUUCGACCGUACUGUGUCAACAAGGACCUCGUCGUUGUCAAAGGGAAUUCGAAGGAAAUCUGGAAAGACCGAUUGGAAAGUGUCGCCAACAAAGUAUGUCGCUUGAAUGUUCAUCAGAGACCCCCUUCUAGAAAAUUUAUUCAACUUUUUGAGAAUUUUUCGUAGUGCAAUCGUCUGUUUUUACCCGCUAACAAUCAAAACAUAUCUUUUUAAAAUGGAAAAAAAGAACAAAAAUUUUCACCUUUACAAUGCAAAAGUUGUGCUUCUUGAGGCUUUCCGCAAUUUCAAAAUUGAGUUCCGCCUAUCUCUAAUAUCUGUUUCUCUAACUCUUCCUUUUCCAGAUGCUUUCGAAAUGCUCAACACUGACAACGACAGUCGCGACCACGACUUCGAUCCUCACGACUACGACGACGAAGACUACGAAGAUGGCUGGCAACCAAACGACGUCUCUCCGUUCUUCCACCAACUCGCCGCUGGUUUGCGCCCCGGCUCAGACCAACCCCAAGGCUGGCGCUGCGGUUGACGAAGACAAAGUUUGCCCUAUCAAUUGUGAGUUUCCUAAAAAGGUUUUAUAAGAACUUCUGUUUGAAUUAAUCAUAUUGGAGGAAAACGUUAGCUGGCCUCGUCUCUUUUUUUUCGUUUUUGAGACAAAAAAUUCCGUCGAAAAUCGUUUGUCCUUACAGAAAAAAAGUUUCUUAUUUUUCGGUCUACAACCUCAUUGAAAAUAGAAUGAGUUUAAGAAAUUGAAAACCUUAUUCUAUUUCUCGAUGAAGUGGCUCUCAAACAAAAACUCGGAGAGCCGAGCUGAAAUUGAGAAAAAAAGGCUUUUUUUGGCGAAGUGAUCGCUUUGCGGGGUGUUCUGUUUCAUCAGAAACUCUAUUGAAAUUUUCUGAAUUUUGAGUUUUCCAUAUUAUAGUCCUAAGAAACUUGAAUAGUUAUCAGAAUUCAGCAGACGUUUCAAAUUACAGAUAUUUUGGUCGCCGUAGCAGUGGUCGCCCUUCUGAUCAUGAUUUUGGGCCUGGUGAUUGUCUACAUUUGGGCAUCGAGAAUGGCUGCCUUGAAGGAAAAACAGGAAAAGAAAACGGAAAUUGCUCUCGCGUCUAUCAGUGAGUAUUUUGUGAUGUUUAUUGAAUUGAGCAUUCUAGUCUCCUUUCUAGAAACAAACUUGUUUGGAAGACUGUAAUGCUUUGAUUCCGACCCACAUUUUUACCACAGCGAAGCUUUAAAUAUUUUUUCAAGUGGUUUUUUGUUUAAUCAUACCUAAUAAGGAGGUCAUUUUACUAUGUGGUUAGUGGUUUUUUGUUAACGGUCAGAAUCUCAUCUGCCCGAAUGUUCAGUUUCUAAGGUAUAAUGGCUCAAUGCCCUGAAUUGGCCGUUUUUGGAGGGGUUUGAGUGAUUUCUCUGACUUUGAAGGUUUAUGAAAGAAUGGAAAACUGAGCAGGCUCUUUUUCUUGCCAAGUAAAAUUAGCUUCCUUGCAAAUUUGUAACAAUUUUUGUUUGAUUUUUGAUUCAAAUUCUCGAUCUAAUUAUCUGACUUGAGGCUCAUACGCAACGCAGCUCAUCUGUACAAUCAUGGCGACGCAGUCGGAGCACGAUCACAAAAUCCGUUAGUUCCUCAGUUUUUGGCGUGUUUCAUUUGAGAUUUCAGUUGAAUCGAUCCCUCUCUUUCGUCCAUCGAAGGUCGCCCGUCUCAGUUAGUUGACUUUUUAUUCUGCGUUUAUUCAGAGAAGUUGAGAAAGUAGUUCUAUUCUAUGAAUAAUAUCCUAUUUCGGGAGAAUCAACCUUGAGUAAUAAUGAAAAAAAAAAAUCGUCGUCCUAAAUUUGUUCCCGACGCUCUCAACAACUUUGAGCAGAAAAAUUGAGUUUUUGGAAGAUAAAAAGACCAAAAUGCAGCUCUCAGAAAGUCGAAGAUGGCUAACAACGAGGCGUGAAUUGUUUUGAUUUCGAAUUUUAGGAAAUCAGAUGAAGUUUUGGCACCGGAUAAGUAUCACUCAGUUGGACAAGUUCAAGUCUAACAAAAUUGUGAAUCCCGAAGUUGACUUUGCGAAAGUUCCAAAAUACCCCAAGGAUGACGGUGUCAAGGUCCUAGAUGCGAAUCCAGAGUUCGAUGAAGCUCUAAGAAAGCUGGAGAUCGUCAAAAAAGCUCACGUGGCCGGCGAACAGUUCCAAGCACCCAAGGAUACGAAAGUCGUCUCAGACUUUCGUCGAAAGAAUCCUACUGAAGAUAUGAAAGUACUGGCGAAGAAGUGUGGGGUUUUGCCGAAGGAACCAGAAAAUGGCAAGAAAUUGAAAGAGAAUGCCAAACAGCCCUGGAAAGGGUACGAAAAAAAGCCUGAAGAGCAAAAUCGGAAAAAGGCCGGCGAGGAUACGCCUCUCAGCAAAACCAAUACCACCACACCAAAAGCUGAGCAGAAGAGAAACGAGUCUAAGAAAGUCGCACCAAAAAUGGAAGACAAGAAGAACGAGGCGCCUGAGAUUGAGCCAUUGCCGCAACUGUUGCCGCUGGGUCGAGUCGACAGAAAAAACUGCAAGCCGCUGGUGAUUGCUCCGAACUCCCCGGUCUACUUCCCCGAAUUUGAUAUGCCGUCGAAAGUUUUGAGUGAGUUUUCUUCGAUUCGUAUUCUUCAAAAUUAGAGAAAAAUGGUUUCAUUUGAUAGGAAACGAACUUUGAUCAAUUUUCUGAAUUAGUCGAAACCAUUCCCGAUUGAGGGAAAAUUUUCAAUGAAAAGAGAUGCUUGGAAAAACUUGACAAGUCCCCUGAGGUUCUCUUUGAAGCAUCCUCUAAUGAACAUUUUAUUUUUUAAUCUUGAAGCAUGUAAAAAAAGAACUUUAUUUGUUUUUAAAUUUUUAAAAAUGUUAUGAAGUCGAUUGGAAGAGAAAUCGUGCUUCAGCAUUUUUUCACUACUUCUUCUCUCGAUCGUAAGAUGAAAAGGAAGACUUUUUUACAGGGGACGCUUUUACCGUGUUCACGUUGAUGUGCCAUCAGUUCGAUAAAUUUUUCGUGACUCACAAAGAAGGUGAACAAAGAGUUCCAACUUGAAGGAAAUCUGUUUUUCGCUUUUAGUUCUGGUUAUACUCAAUGAAGCGUGUCAACAAACGACUGCAAUUUCUGACCGAGAAAUCUUGGAGACCGUUGGUAUUGAAAACAAGGACCCGAAAUCGAAAUUGCCGUCGAACAAAACGGAGAAACCGAUAUGUAAAGAUGUGCUCAAAGACGAUUUUGAUGUUUCGAGUGAGAUUCGAUGUGCAAGGUGGUAGUCAUCACGUUGUCCUCUGUUCCAGAGUUUUUCGACGAACUGGUGCAGCUCCGCGCCAAAUGCGACUCGAAGGACAAGGAGCUGUACAACUUGUUAGAGGAGCAGGAAAGAAUCCGCGCUUUGCGCUUGCAUUCCGCUGCGAAGAAUUAUUUUUACUUCUUUGAUAGUGGGUUUCGUCUUUUUUUCGGACGCGAGUUUCCGUAGGAGUAGAAAAAUGAGUAACAAAUAAUUUCUUAAGAGAAAAGGCCUGUAAUUUCUGACCUUCUAUUAAGUUGCCGAAGACUUCCAAAGAAAAAUCAAAAAAAAGUUUUCUUUUGAAAAUUCGUGAUAGCCGUUUUAUUUUUCCAGUGAACGUGAAGUGCUAAAAACAAAGAAAUUCAGUUUUCUGAACUUUUUUUGGUUUUUCUAGAAUCACAGCCUCUUUGCCUCAAAAACGAGUUUUUCAGAGACGACGAGGCUCAAUGAAGCCAUUCUGCCCGGCGAGACGCCUCUCACGAUGAGAAAACGUCAUAUAAGUUGAGAUUUGGUCGUUUUCAAUCUUGAUGGAAUGUUUCCAGAGGAUAAGCAGGUUGCUCGGAGGAUCGGCAUUCUCUGCAAUGCCCGUCACUGGAGAAUCAACCCGGUGAAGAAGGCCCCCAGAGACUACGUUGAGAUGAAGAAAGCACUCCCACAUCCAACGGGUCCGGACGACAAAAUCGAGAAGUGCAGCAAGAACAAGAACAAGAAGAAAUGA